This is a messenger RNA of Mobula hypostoma (lesser devil ray), 4600 nucleotides long. It is a transcript of the gene lrrc58b, whose product is annotated as leucine rich repeat containing 58b. Bases 148 to 1224 code for a protein of 358 amino acids. Gene Ontology annotation, molecular function: protein binding. Gene Ontology annotation, biological process: signal transduction. The record is from RefSeq and is a predicted model, not a curated record. Lineage: Eukaryota; Metazoa; Chordata; Chondrichthyes; Myliobatiformes; Myliobatidae. The transcript has 4 exons.
CGUUCGUUUUCAUGCUUUGGCCAGCACGAGCGGGGUUCUGCUGAAAACUGGAGGAGCAGCUGAACGUGGUGUCUGUUGCUAGACUUCGGUAAUUGCUGAAGUGCCUCCCUUUGCAAAUUAAAUUUGGUGUUCCAGGCCAGACUGAGAAUGUUUGCUUUGCCAGGAUCUGCUUUGGAUGUUUUAGAAAAUAUGGAAGGAGACAAUGUACUAAACUUGUCCAGGAUGAAUCUGGAAACGGUGGCUUUGGAAGACAUCAGUGAAGAAAAGAAAAACGAGACUCGCCAAUUACUGUUGUCGCACAAUAGAUUUACUGUUUUCCCCGAAAAUAUCGCGUAUUUAAGAAAUCUGUUGUUUCUAGAUAUUAGUUCCAAUGGGCUCACCUACAUCUGCGAUCAGAUCUUGGAACUUACCAAACUUAGGGCUUUGAUAGCCAAAAACAACAGAAUGGACGAGUACUCGCUGCCUAAAGAUUUUGGAAAGAUGAGUUUGGAAGUUGUCAAUUUUAGUGGCAAUCGCUUUGAGGAGGUGCCUUCUCAGCUUCUAGAAUUGCAAAGACUCAAAUCUCUUUCACUUGGAGGAAACAGACUGAAAACCAUCCCACCAGAAAUAGAGAAUCUAACUAGCUUAGAACUGUUGUACUUGGGUGGAAAUGGAAUUCUAUCAAUUCCUCCAGAACUUGCAAACCUGCAGUGCCUAAGUUAUCUGGGACUGUGUGACAACCGCAUUCAAGGCCUUCCACCACAGCUUGCUCAGCUGAAUUCUCUACGGUCACUCAGUCUUCACAAUAAUUUACUUACAUAUCUUCCUCAAGAAAUCCUCAACCUGGUCCAUCUACAGGAGCUCAGUCUACGUGGCAACCCUCUUGUUGUACGAUUUAUAAGAGACCUAAUCUACAACCCCCCAUCUCUACUCGAACUGGCUGGACGGAUUGUGAAAUCCCGCAACAUUCGGUAUACUCAUUACGACAUGCCUAGAAACUUGGUCAGCUAUUUGGAUUCAGCCAGCAAGUGCCCAAACCCCAAGUGUGCUGGAGUUUACUUUGACUCUUGUGUUCGUCAUAUCAAGUUUGUCGACUUCUGUGGCAAGUACCGCCUGCCCUUGAUGCACUAUCUGUGUUCUCCACAAUGCUACUCGCCCUGCAGCUCUAACUCUCAGAGUGACUGUGAUUCUGAUGAUGAACUCAACAUUCCUCAACACCGGAUGCAGAAAGUCCUGCUUGGCUAAAUGCUCAUAUAUGAAGAUCAUGAAGAUUUAGAUUUCUGCAGUCCUGGAUGACUUGAACCCAUCUUAUAUGAUGUGCCAGGGUUUUUUUGAAUCCAGUCAUGGAAGCAUUUACACUAAUGUCCAAGCCUUUACAUCAGAUUUGUAGUCCAUUGGUUUGCACAGCAUUCCUAAUCUUUGAAGUAUUAUUACAUAAUUUUUUGUAUAAAAGGAUUAUAUUUUUAUGCCAGUAAUUUUGAAAUAUUCUGGCAUUCUUUAUUGGAUAUGCAAAGAGCUAUUUUAAAUAACAAUCGUCUAAAAUAUUAUGUGAAGCACAGCUUUAAUAUGUUAAAAACUUCAUACAUGUAAUCUUUCAUUUGAAAUGCUAAUCUUAACAUGUAUCAAAAAACUGUUUUUCUUUGAAGAAGAUCUUGUUUGUAAAAUUACAAUACAGUAUACCAUACCUAGCAGCAAUUCUUCUUUUAAUUCUGAUUAUUAACAGACUGGAUUAAAUAGUGGUGUUAUGUUCAUUGCUAGAAUUAUUGCUUCAGUGGCAACCUUAUAGGUGGAUAUAAGAACUCCCACCUUUCCACACUUUUAUCAUGUGCCAGUUCCUUAUGUCCUAAAAGGAAACAAUUUUGACCAAUCGAGUCUGUGCAACUCAGAGUGAUCCCAUUCCCUUUUCUUUGAAAGCUCUUCUCUCGACAUUCCCAUCACAGCCCACCUCCCAGAUUUGCCACUCACCUGCAUAUUAAGGGUACAUUAAUAUGACAUAUCAAUCUAUCAGCCUGCUUUUCUUUGUUUUGCUGGAUGAGACGAGAUUAUAAGCAGGAAACCCAUACACUUAAAGGAGUCUCUACAGCAAAUUUAAUAUUAACAGCAAUGGAGCUCCGGAUUGAACCCAGGUCACUAGAGCUGUGAGAAAGCAGUUCUGUUAGAUGGGUCACUGUGCAAAAUUAAGUGAGAAGGCAUGUUGUGAUGGGGACAUUAUGAUUCUUCAAUGGAGAAGAGAUGGAUUGAGUGAUUGGGCAAAAAGCUGUCCAAUAGAGUUUUAAUGAGGAGAGGUUUAAGGUCAUGUUCAAACAUAUUUCAGUGCGAGCAAUUGGAAAAUGGAUUAUUAUCUAAAUGGAGAAAGACUGCAAGUGAGUCAAGUUCAUAGAGAUUGGGUGCAAAAAUCACUAUAUUAUCAGGCAAUGCAAUGUGUAGUUAGGAAGGCAAGCAGUGUUUUGGCCUUUUUAUUUUUUGAAAAGAAGGUAGAGUUUAAUAAUAGCAACACACAUCAAAGUUGCUGGUGAACGCAGCAGGCCAGCCAGCAUCUCCAGGAAGAGGUACAGUCGACGCUUCGGGCCGAGACCCUUUGUCAUAAUAGAAGGAGUUUUUUCCAUAGCUGUACAUGUUGCUGAGGCCAUACCUGAAAUUCUCUACACAGUUAUGAUCCCCUUGCCUAAAAAAUAUAGUAGCAUUGGAAGCAGUCUGAAGGAGAUUUGCCAGAUGAAUUUUUGGGAUGUGAGGGUUGUCCUACCAACAGAGCCUAGACAGUUUGAAUGUGUAUUAUUUGGAGUUCAGAAGGAUGACGGGUGACCUUGCUCAAACGUAUAAGAUUCUCAGGUGGCUAAUCAAGAUGUUUUCACUAGUAGGGAAGUCACAGAGAAAGGUAUGGAGCUACAAAACGAGGGGCCAAGUAUUUGAAAUUGUGAAACGUCCAAAAUUCUUACCUCAUUCAGUAAUGAAAAUCUGGCAUUCUCUACCUCAGUGGAUGGUAGAGGUCAGGUACAUGGAGGAGUUUAAGGUGGGGGGUUAUAUGGGAGGCAGGGUUUGAGGGUCGGUACAACAUUGUGGGCCAAAGGGCCUGUAAUGUGCUGUACUAUUCUAUGUUCUAUAAGUCAUUAGAUAUGUUUAGUGUAGAGAUAUAUAAAUAGCUGAAAUAUUGAGGGUAAUAGGGAACUGGCACAGAAAGGGGUUGAGGCCAACAUAUAAGCCAUAUUGACUGGUGUGCAGGCUUGAAAGGUCUGGUAGUCAUUUUUGCUUCUGUUUAAUUCCUCUUUGCUACUGGAUAAAUAGAUUCACAAUAAAAUACAAGUAAUCACAAAUUAAUUGAUGUGGUAGUGUAUAAAAAAAGUGCCUGCAAUGAAAUCCUUAGGCUAAAGAAAAUGGUUACAGUCCAUGAGGAAGCAUCGGGCAUUUGAGCUUCUAUCUAUCUUAAACUUCCAUUCCUAAUAUUCAUGUGAAGGAUUUGGGUUGUUUAUGUUGCUGAAUUAAGUUACAGAAAACAGUAAUGCUUCAUGGAUUCAUGCAAUUGCAUUGAUUUGUUAUGUCUGACAAUCUCUGGAUACAUCAGAUGAUGAAUGGCUGGGACAGGCAUCCUAUUUUGCAUGUAAAACUGGAAAAAGAAUGUUCCCUGCUGUGAGCUCAAAUACCUUAAUGGAAUUUAUUGAUUAUUAUAGUUUUUACUUAUGGCAUUUGGAACUUCUGAUUUUUAAGGAAGGAUAUUUGCCUUUUGUUUCAUCCAAUGCUGUUAAAAUGAAUCGAGUCCUGCCCCCCAGUUUUGCACGGACGGAAGUUUUAUUACUUUUAUGCUGGAGUUAAUGCUAUUGAAAAGAAUGAACGGGGCUUCGUGAUGAAACAAUUCACAUUUGCAAAGUAUAUGUAAAUGAUAUAUAAGCAAGUUUAUUGAGAUAUAAACACAAAAGAUUCUGCAGAUGCUGGAAGUCCAGAGCUACGCACACAAAAUGUUGGAGGAACACAGGACUCUUUGUUCGCCUGGCCUGCUGAGUUAACAGGUUUAUUCUAAUGUAAAGCCAGUUUAUUAAAUAACACUGGAUACUAAUGCAAACUAUUGGUUUUAGGAAGGUGAAACCUUCAGCGUAGGCAAAUUUAUUAGGAAUUCAGGGGCUUAUUUAACGCUAAUUCUUUUAUUCUGUUUGAUUGAAAACAAGGAAGUACUAACCAUUGACAUUACGGAUGAGCAGAAAGGACUCGAGAUUCAUAGCCAUAUUUGUAGCUGUGAAUCAGCAAAAUAAAAAAGAGAGGAAUCUAUUUGACUGCAAACUCCACCUUUGGAAGGAUCACCAGUGGUGUUUCAUGUUGUUCAUUGUACACCUGAAUAAAAAUCAUGAAUGAAUCACUUUGAUACACAAUGGGGUUAUUCUAUAAGCUUUUUCUCUUCAGAGAGAUGUUAUCAGAAACCACAGAUUGUUGAAAGCUGCACUUAUAGGUACUAUAGUUUUAUUUCACUAGUUUGUGCUGUUUGUCAACAUUUAUCUAAACUGGGAGAACAGGAUUGUUGAAUUAUCUCUGGAACAUUCUGUUAUUUGAUGCUCAUUCUAUGUAAAUAUCAAUAAUAUUGACCCAAUGAAUCAUUUUUUGAUUGAACAAUCGAGUAGAUUAAUAAUAAAGAAGC